Messenger RNA from Triplophysa dalaica, 3185 nucleotides. RefSeq names its product transmembrane protein 44 (gene tmem44). The coding region runs from base 878 to 2287 and encodes 469 amino acids. The record is from RefSeq and is a predicted model, not a curated record. NCBI's taxonomy places the organism in Eukaryota, Metazoa, Chordata, Actinopteri, Cypriniformes, Nemacheilidae. The transcript has 10 exons.
UGUAUCUGUUUAGAGUUUGUGGUUUCCUUGAAGGGGUAGGAAAGUUCACCCAAAAAUGAAAAUUCUGUCAUCAUUUACUCAUCCACAAGUCGUUCCAAACCUGUAUAAAUGUCUUUGUACUGCUGAACAUAAAGCCAGAUAUUUGGAAGAAUGUUAGAAACUGAAAUUUCUGGGACAUCAUUGACUACUAUAGUAGGUCAAAUUAAAAUGGUAGUCAAAGGUGCCCUAGAACGGUUUGCUUUACUUAAUUCUUCCAAAUAUCUCAUUCUGUGUUCAGCAGAACAAAAUGAUACAAUUAUUUUUCCUCUUCCUAAUUUCCUCGUGUUCAACCAAACAUAGAAAUGUAUACAAGUUGGACCAACAUGAUUGUGGGUUAAUUAUGACAGAAUUUAAAUUUUUGGCGUAAGCAUCCCUUCAAGUGUAUUGCACACUAUCUUGAAUGUGAGUAUAAUAAAUACAAUGCCUACAUUGCAGGAUAUUUAAAAUUAAUACCAUUUUAAGAAUUAUUUAGUAUAUUUAAAUAAAAAUUUCUUUCAAACAUCAAAUGUACUUAAAAUGUUAAAAAGUAACACCCUUUUAUUAGCAUAACGCUAUUAACAUAACGUCUUCCUUCCAGCCAAUCUGUUUGUUCAGCGUCACUGUACGUAAUUAAUAUUUAUGAGUCAAGGUAAUGCGUCGUAAGAACAGAUCCAGGUGGGGGUGUUGCCAAACUGAUACAGGUGGCUGACGAGCUGUACGUGUUUUAUUGCCAAACAUCAUGCAAAAGAAUUUCAGUCACAACCAGCGACUAAUGAUAGAAAUUAGAAACGGAAGCAUUUGAUGUAAUAUUUUGCGAGGAGUUCGCUUUUCCUUAUGCGUGACAGCAAAAGUGCAAGUUAUGGAUAAGAUAACAGUCCUAGACUUUGUCUGCCGAUGGAGCCCAGAGUUUGCUAAAGGAUGCUUUUCGACAUACGAAGGACACAUCUGCAUCUCGGCAGCAUUUUACCUCCUGUCUGCUUUGAUAUUGCUGGUUUCAUGUUCACUUCUUCUUUAUCACAGAUGCAGAUGGAGGCAUUGGAGUGAUGAGGCUGCCUGUGCCAUGUAUUGUUUCAUUGGGAACUUGUGCGGCGCAGUGGGAGCUUUGCUCUCCAACCAGUUUGGAUUUCUGAUUUCCAUGGCUUCAUUUGUGGCGGUCCUGGACAUCGUUCACAUCUUGUCAAUAUCUUGCUCCAUUUACUUAUGGUAUUACUCAAAAACAGGAAAGACCACGAGAAUGAUGUCUAAGAGAAGACGGCAACAUUUUUAUGCUGUGCCAUUACUGUUUGCAGUGGGGGGCAGCAUUUACCUGUGUUCAGCUGUCCAUCUGAGUCCUAUAAGAGUACCUACAACCGGGAGAAGACUACUCAAUCUGUUUUAUGACGACUAUAUUGAGAACCUCGGAUACAUUCUAGGGCUUCUGUCUUUUGCAAUCAGCUGGACUGCUAAGUUUCCCUUCUUUUUAAAGGCUAACAGAGGAGAACAGAGUUCUGCUCUGCAGGUGUCUUCUAGAAUGCUGUGUUCUCUUGCUGGAGGUCUGUACGCUUCUUCCAUUCUUCUGUAUGACAUCCAGCCGAGAACUGUUGUCAAAGCAAUGCCAUGGAUACUCGCAGCCAUCUGCUGCGCUCUUAUGGAUUUAGCUAUUGUGGCCCUCGCCUUUUACAGAUCCAAACAUAAACGUCCUUCUGUUCGGUCUUUAGACUCGGAUACAGAGUCUUUACUAAGAGAACCUUCAAGCACAAAUAAGCAUUGCAACAACAACAUUAAUUGCCAUAGAAAGCAGCACUUGAACAGAUGCAAAUCUCCUAAAGGCACUGACAUGGGUCUCUACAUGGAUGUCAACAUACAGCCAAUGAGAAAGGUCUGUUUAAAGGAGGUGACAAUCUCCCGUAAUGGCUCAUCCGAUGCUCUUCCUCUCAAAAGAACUGUAAGGGUGGUACGGGUGGAUGAACCUUGUUCUUCAGGCACUUCUACUGAUUCGUCGUCCCUCAACUCUGAACUCGAGUGGGACUUUGAAGAAACAAAGACCCAGUGGAUCCCAGUAGAAGAAGCCCCCGAAGAUCUACAAAAGAUCGAGGCGUUCCCGCUCCAGGAGUGGCAAGUGAGCCCAGGAACAAAGUCAACCAGCGGACCCUGCUCUCACGUCUGCCUCUGCAAUCGUGCACAGUUGGCUGAGAAGUUGGGAUCCAGAAAAACAGACCACAAGCCAGAAGUUCGCUUACAAAGCAAAGGAGAUAAAUUGACAACAUUUCAAACCUCACAACUAGUCUGACUAUUGUUUCCAACUGAUCUGAUGUAUCUUUCCCUCGAGGCUACUGGGGCUCUCAGCACUUCCCUGUCAUUCACACUGAGCACUUUUUCCAUUGUCGUUCCCUUCCCUCUGGAGAAGCACACCGCUGAUUAAUAGGAUGGCUCUGAAACGCUUAUCAGGCCUGUCGUUUUCAUAGACGAUACAGAACAUUGACAAAUGAAGGGAGGUGUCACAUCGACUGCCCUAAUAAAAACAAUAUCACCCUCUCGCAGGCUUGCCAGGUCAUGGGGUCAUUUCCUUUAUUUUUAUGGUCGCUGCCGGUUUAUUUGAACUGGACUGGAAAAGCCCCAGCGGCGCGAGAUACGAUGCAGACUAGACGAGUGUCCUCGCGGGUCUCUAGACUUGGCCUGUCGUGGUCUGCCUCCCCGGCUUUUUGUGUCUCGCUCUGUCUUGUUUAACUGAUUUGUAUUCCGGAGACUUCCUUAAAGUCUGACAGCGAAACAAUGUGUCGAUUAGGGAAUUUCAACAAGAGAAACACUGCUAGUGCAGCUGAUUAAUUGUACAUUAACUUGACGGGUGCGGGUUAAUGUUCUAAUAAUUUAAAACUGACAAAAGAUCUUUCUGUAUAUAUAUUUAUCACUUUAUUGUAGUAAAGUUUGAUUAGUGGGAUGAAGCAUGGGAUUGGAAAAUGACACGGCCAACCUUAGACCUACCACACAAUCUAUGCUUUCUCAAUUCCUCACUGGGUUCUGGGGCCCUCGGACCGGGUUAAAUCUGCUCUUUGGACUACGCUGAGCCAUCAUUUCACAGUGCGGUCAUUGACGUAACAAGCCAGGAUGCUGGUGUCUCUGACAUCACUAAACUUCCCUGGGCAUUACCAGGCAGCCAGCCUAUAUGGGGCCUGAGUUUGCUCCUAAUC